This is a messenger RNA of Caenorhabditis elegans, 586 nucleotides long. RefSeq lists its product as uncharacterized. Bases 389 to 466 code for a protein of 25 amino acids. The transcript is spliced from 2 exons. The record is from RefSeq and is marked reviewed. NCBI's taxonomy places the organism in Eukaryota, Metazoa, Nematoda, Chromadorea, Rhabditida, Rhabditidae.
UUGUUUCUAUCCCUCUUAUUCAGUGUAUUGUAUUUAUGAUCUAUUGUAUGUGUAAAUUUUUCUUUUUUCUUCAACUUUUUCCACGUCUCCUCGCGAGCGUAAAUAAGUAAAUAAAUUAAUUAUUGACCGGUCGUGGACAUUCUCAUCGCUCCUUUGUAAAAGUCGUUGUAGAAUUCUGAAUUUGUCCACGAUUCUCCAAAAGAUCCAAACAAGGCAAGUCGAUCAAGCAGCUUUUUGAGCUCUGGAAUAAUUAUUGUUCUGGAAUAAUUAUUUAAAUUGAUUCCAUGCAAACCUUUCUCCGUCUCUCAGUAAGAAGUCCUUUGGGGCAGAUUUUUGUAUCUCAAUUUUCGAAGGACAAUGUGAUCUACAACUCAUAGUUUAUCGAGAAAUGAGAGAAAAACGUGCAAGAGCAAUUGGAAUAAAUUAUCAAGGCAAACGAAUCUUAUGGGGAUUGUAUACAUUGUGAACCGACUGAUAAUUUAGUUUUUGUUGGAGAUUUGAAUACUAUAGUUUAAUUAAUAAGAUCAAAGUGUCGUGUUUUUUUGUUUAUUAUAGCUUUUGAAGUACAUAAAUGUUCGAUUGACUA